AUGCAUCUAACUACAGAGGCGAAAAUAGAGCUGGGACUGAAGGAGCAGGGGACCGACAAUCCCGCAUUUGGGGGAAAAGACAGUGAUGAACAGCCACAGCUGACAGUUAACAUCGGGGAACCACACACAGAGGCCCUGGAGGAGACUGUGGACAAAGGUGUUGAUUUGGUUUAUUCCCUCAAUGACAGGCCGCCAUGGUACCUCUGCAUUCUGCUUGGCUUCCAGCAUUACAUCCUUGCAUUCGGUGGCAUCAUUGCAGUCCCACUGAUCCUGGCUGAGCCCCUCUGCAUAAAGGACAACAAUGCAGCCAAAAGCCAGCUCAUAUCCACCAUCUUUUUUGUUUCGGGGUUAUGCACGCUUCUGCAAACAGCAGUUGGCACCAGGUUACCAAUCCUCCAGGGGGGGACCUUCAGUUUCAUCACUCCAACCCUGGCCAUUCUUGCUCUGCCUAAGUGGCAGUGCCCAGCCCCAAAUGCACCAAUUAUGGUAUCCACAGAGCUGCAGAAUGCAACCAGCCCGCUACAAAUGGAAAAUUCUGAUGAGAUCUGGAUGUCACGAAUGCGUGAGAUCCAGGGAGCCAUCCUGGUGUCGUCUCUGCUCCAGAUUUUCCUAGGGUUUUCUGGGAUGGUGGGCUUUGUACUCAAAUAUAUCGGCCCGCUGGCUAUCGCUCCCACCAUCAACCUUAUUGGCCUGUCGCUGUUCAUUGAGGCUGGCAAGAAGUCUGGAGGCCACUGGGGAAUAGCGGCUCUCACGGUCUGUCUUAUCCUCCUGUUUUCUCAGUAUCUCAGCAAAGUGGAUGUUCCAAUGAUUGCUUACAAGGAUAAGAAGUGGAAGGUUUUCCAAUAUCCGCUCUUCAAGCUAUUCUCUGCUUUGUUCGGGAUGUGUGGCGGGUGGCUGGUCUGCUUCUUAUUGACCAUCUUUGAUGUCCUGCCUUCAAAGUCUGAUGAGUACGGCUACUCAGCCAGGACUGACAUCAGCCUGGAGGCUGUGACAAAUUCCCCUUGGUUCCAUGUACCUUACCCAGGUCAAUGGGGUCUGCCUACAGUGAGUGUGUCUUCAGUGUUGGGUAUGAUGGCUGGCGUCUUGGCAUCCACCAUGGAAUCCAUCGGUGACUACUAUGCUUGUGCUCGUCUGUCCGGUGCCCCUCCUCCUCCAACUCAUGCCAUCAACAGAGGCAUUGCUGUGGAGGGCAUUGGCUGCAUCCUGGCUGCUUUGUGGGGAACUGGAAAUGGCACUACAUCUUACAGCCAGAACAUUGCUGCACUUGGCAUUACCAAGGUCGGCAGCAGAUUGGUCAUCCAGACGACUGGCAUUCUGAUGAUCGUCCUGGGAAUCUUUGGGAAGUUUGGAGCAGUUUUUAUCACCAUUCCCGAUCCGGUUAUUGGAGGCAUGUUCCUGGUUAUGUUUGGAAUGAUUGCAGCAGUGGGGAUAUCCAACCUCCAGUAUGUGGACCUUAACUCGUCCCGUAACCUCCUCAUCCUUGGUUUCUCUACAUUCAGCGGCCUUGUCUUACCUACCUGGUUUCAUUCCAAUCCUGGCAUCAUUGACACAGGAAUAAAAGAGCUGGACCAAGUGAUUGUAGUGCUCUUCACCACACACAUGUUCAUCGGAGGGUUCUUUGGGUUUAUCUUGGACAACACCAUUCCAGGCACUGACAAAGAGAGAGGCAUCAAGAACUGGCAGGACAAGGUGCAAGAAGAAUGCAAAAACAUGUGUGAUCAAUCGUGCUAUGAUAUCCCUUUCUGCAAUGGCAUUUUGAAACGGUUUAGAUGUUUUAAGUAUCUGCCCUUCCUCCCUUCUUAUAAGACCACCCACUUGGGAUCAUAA
Messenger RNA from Scomber japonicus (chub mackerel), 1827 nucleotides. RefSeq names its product solute carrier family 23 member 2. The record is from RefSeq and is a predicted model, not a curated record. The transcript has 12 exons. Gene Ontology annotation, molecular function: transmembrane transporter activity. The coding region runs from base 1 to 1827 and encodes 608 amino acids. Gene Ontology annotation, biological process: transmembrane transport. Gene Ontology annotation, cellular component: membrane. NCBI's taxonomy places the organism in Eukaryota, Metazoa, Chordata, Actinopteri, Scombriformes, Scombridae.